AUGUCUAGCGGGCUGUCCUUUGCUGAGUUGGAGGCAGCUGCCGGGGCUGUCAUUGAAAUCCUCAAAACUAUACCGGAAUUCUCGAACUCCCGAAUCGUUGUCAUCGGGGGCUUAGCUCAGCUAUUCUACUACAAAGGCUCCGAUGGCAAAUUAAUUCAAAUAGAUAUCACUCCUGAUUGGCAGUAUGAUAUUAAUGAUAGCCUACAGUCACCCUAUGUCCCCUCCGCAGCGAUACCCAUAUCGACUGUUCGACCGAAUGCACUGCCAUAUAUCUCGGAGCUAGAUCUACUCAUCUUCAAGAUCAACAGCUGCGGAUUACGACCCACGCCAGGGAAAAAGUUGCGUGAUGCAACUGACGACGCCUUGGAACUUCUGGAAGAUCUUAAUUCCAAGGGGCCUAUUGUGCUUUCAGUGUCUCAGAAGAAUGUUAUACUUCAAUGUUUGGAUGACGUGGCUCGAAUGUCUGGGAAAGAUAAAGCCUGGUGGAUUGCGAAGCUGGCUCUGAAUUAG
Messenger RNA from Penicillium longicatenatum, 510 nucleotides. RefSeq lists its product as uncharacterized. The transcript is spliced from 3 exons. Lineage: Eukaryota; Fungi; Ascomycota; Eurotiomycetes; Eurotiales; Aspergillaceae. The record is from RefSeq and is a predicted model, not a curated record. Bases 1 to 510 code for a protein of 169 amino acids.